AUGGCUGGCAAGAAGAUUGCUGUUCUGGAUGAUUACCAGCAACUGUCAAAACCCCACUUCGACCGGCUGCGUGACGCUGGUUAUCAGGUGACAGUGUAUACAGACACGCUUCUGCCCUACAAUCACCCGGAUACGCCGCAAGACGCUAAAGACGCGCUCAUCAAGCGGUUGGAGCCUUAUGAUAUUAUAAGCACCAUGCGGGAACGCACACCUAUUCCUGGUGAUCUUGUAUCCAGGCUCCCUAAUUUGAAACUUCUCCUCACUACUGGAGCCCGUAAUGCGUCCAUUGAUGUCAAGUCCCUCCUGGGCCGUGGUAUUCCUGUCGCGGGGACGGUGGCAGAGAAGAACAGUCCAGACAGCACGACACAGCACUGCGUUGCUCUGAUCUUGGGCCUGGCACGCAAUUUAGCCCAGGACGACAAAGCCAUGAAGGCCGGUGAAUGGCAGAGCCAGGUUAACACUGGGCUGAGCGGUAAAUUAUUCGGCACCUUGGGGCUCGGUCGCCUGGGCGCGGCGGUCUCGAGGAUUAUGCAUCUUGCGUUCGGCAUGCGCAUCAUCGCCUGGAGCUCCAACUUGACACAAGAGGCUGCCGACGAAAAGGCCAAGGCUGCAGGCCUGCCUGUCGAGGAUGGGAACGGGGAGAAGACGUUUAAGGUCGUCAGCCGUGACGAGUUAUUCAGCCAGGCUGAUGUAGUCAGCGUGCAACUAGUGCUGUCAGAGCGAUCCAGGGGUCUGAUCAACAAGGCAGAUCUGGACAAGAUGAAGAAGAGCGCUCUGUUUGUCAACACCUCGAGGGGCCCCAUUGUGAACGAGAAGGAUCUGUUCGAGACCGCAAGGGCGGGCAAGAUCAGGGGGGUUGCGCUCGAUGUCUACAGCAUUGAGCCUCUCCCCCAGGACAGCGAAUGGAGAACGACUAAAUGGGGCGAGGGAGGAAGCUCAAACGUGCUGCUCACCCCGCAUAUGGGCUACGUGGAAAAUGAGCCCUUAUCGGCCUGGUACGAACAGCAGGUGGACAACAUCUUGAGAUGGGAGAAGGGUGAGCAGCUGGCCACGGUGUACAAGGACUCGGGAUAUUGA
Messenger RNA from Neoarthrinium moseri, 1077 nucleotides. RefSeq lists its product as uncharacterized. NCBI's taxonomy places the organism in Eukaryota, Fungi, Ascomycota, Sordariomycetes, Amphisphaeriales, Apiosporaceae. The record is from RefSeq and is a predicted model, not a curated record. The coding region runs from base 1 to 1077 and encodes 358 amino acids. Gene Ontology annotation, molecular function: oxidoreductase activity, acting on the CH-OH group of donors, NAD or NADP as acceptor; NAD binding. The transcript has 2 exons.